Lytechinus pictus (painted urchin) is the source of this 1028-nucleotide messenger RNA. RefSeq names its product large ribosomal subunit protein uL6-like. The record is from RefSeq and is a predicted model, not a curated record. Bases 345 to 917 code for a protein of 190 amino acids. The transcript is spliced from 4 exons. NCBI's taxonomy places the organism in Eukaryota, Metazoa, Echinodermata, Echinoidea, Temnopleuroida, Toxopneustidae. Gene Ontology annotation, cellular component: cytosolic large ribosomal subunit; ribosome. Gene Ontology annotation, biological process: cytoplasmic translation. Gene Ontology annotation, molecular function: structural constituent of ribosome; rRNA binding.
GGGGGUAAACUUCCCCUUUAAUAACUAGUCCUUUUUAUUAAUUUAUGAAAUUUGAUAUGUGUUCCUUUACUUUGGAACUUCUAACAAGCAAGUUAAUUAAACUGUCAAGUCAAUAUGAUGUAUUACAAUACUUUGAAAUCCACUUUGCAUACAAUUGUCUGGCAAGCUUACUAGUUGUGUAAAGUAUUGAAUAUAUAUCACUGGUCUGCUUUUGUUUAAAUUAAAGACUGCCAUUUUGUCCCUUAUGUAUUUCUGCCAGUGUGUCAGUCUCUAUUGAAGUUACAAGAAAUAUUUGUCUUUAAUAUCUAAAAACCUUUAUCUUCCGAAAUCUUUACUUUACAGCCAUGAAGACUAUUCUGGCCAGCAGGAAUGUAGAAAUCCCUGAGGGGGUUGAAGUAAAGGUCAAGGCACGUACUGUGACUGUCAAGGGACCACGUGGAACUCUCUCCCGGACGUUCAAGCAUCUCAAGGUCGAGAUCCGUGUUCUUUCCAAGACCAAGCUACAGGUUAUCAAGUGGUUUGGAAGCCGCAAGGAGUUGGCAUGCGUCCGAACUCUCUGCUCUCACAUCGAGAACAUGAUCAAGGGAGUCACCCUGGGCUACCGCUACAAGAUGAGGUCUGUGUAUGCUCAUUUUCCCAUCAACGUCAACGUCCAGAAUGAAGGAACCCUUGUGGAGAUCAGGAAUUUCUUGGGAGAGAAGGUCAUCAGGAGGGUGGAUAUGAGGGAAGGCGUCCAAUGUUACAACUCCACCAAGCAGAAGGAUGAGAUCAUCCUUGAAGGCAAUAACAUCGAACUUGUUUCACAGUCUGCGGCUCUCAUCCAGCAAUCCACCACCGUGAAGAACAAGGACAUCAGAAAAUUCCUGGAUGGUAUCUACGUCUCAGAGAAGACCACAGUAGAAACCGUUGAUCCAUGAACACACUGGCUGUGUGCAGGAGACCCUAAAAAAAUAUGAAAUCUGUUGACACUGCACUAUGUAAAUGUAUAAUAAAAGAUCUGACAUAGUCCUGCAGAGUUUACAAACCAA